Messenger RNA from Giardia duodenalis, 1209 nucleotides. Its product is annotated as RING finger domain-containing protein. Bases 1 to 1209 code for a protein of 402 amino acids. NCBI's taxonomy places the organism in Eukaryota, Fornicata, Diplomonadida, Hexamitidae. Gene Ontology annotation, molecular function: ubiquitin-protein transferase activity. The record is from RefSeq and is a predicted model, not a curated record. Gene Ontology annotation, biological process: protein ubiquitination. The transcript has a single exon.
AUGCUUCCUAGACCUGUCGUAGACAUUCUACCCGACCGUUCCUCUUAUCUGCCAGGGGCCGUUAUUUUUGGGAAAGUGGCAAUAACAAUGGCUGGAAAUCUGCAGAUUGACCGGGCUUCUAUUAUACUAACGCAAGUAGAAAAGGCGAAAGUCCGGUGGCUCGGGUUUACGGUGGGGUCUGGCGAAAAAGUCCACUAUCUUCUGACUCAGCACAUUCUCCGGCCUAGAUCUCCUACUCAUUCACCUAUCAUCCUAUCCAAAGGGCUUAUACAUCUCCCUUUUUCAUUGAAGAUCCCCUCGGAUGCUCCACCAUCGUUGGCUAUUGAUAGCGAUAACUUCUGCAAAGCCUCCCUAUCCUUUACCAUCGUGGCUCAAAACGAUCUCAUUUUCCGGUGGAGCACUUCCAUCACCAUUCUUCCGGUUUUUGUACCGAUAGCCAGCUAUGAUACGAUCCUCGAGAGACACGACGUGAAACUGGCACUAAAACCUGUCCAGUCUGCAUUCGACAAAACUGAUAUUGUAAGGGCUAAUUGGUCAGUUGACAAUCAAUCCUCUUCAAAGGUUUCUGAGCUAAGUCUGUCAUUGCAUGCGAAAGCAGUUGUGCGUUGCGAUGGCGGAAGGACAAAGCAGCUCAGCGAAGCACUCAUGGAGAGGUCACUUUUAAGCAUGCCGAUGCGUAAAGGGGCUAGGCGUUCUGGAUGCAUUGAAUUCGACUUGACUCAACUGUCUCGUCUAGACUACUCUGUUCCCUCUUCAAGUCCCAUAGUUCGUCGCACUGAUUCUAAACCUAUACUGACGGGAUAUCUUACACUCGACUAUGUGCUACGCCUGUUGGUUGUGCAUAAGGGACAGCAACUAAAGCUAAAGAUCCCUAUCUAUAUCUUACCACUACACGCCACUCCACUCCCCAGCUCGCCAACUAUUGUUGUUAGCCAGCUGAAAACAGAGCUUUCAUUACACGAACUACAGCUGCAGCGAACUCGUGAACUUGCAGCUUCACAAAAGGUGGAGAUUGAGCAGCUCAAGGAGAGACUAAGUCGAUCAGGCAACAGUGAGGUCUGCUGCAUCUGCCUGGAGAACGAUGCUAGUAUCGUGUUCAUCCCCUGCGGUCACUUCUGCACGUGCAGGGUGUGCGACAGAUCACUGACAAGGCGACAGUGUCCCAUCUGCAGAAAAAAUAUAGAGAGCUCCUACGCUAUUUACAAAUAA